AUGGAGAUAGUCAGUAUGUUUAUGAAUAGGGCGUGUAACUUGGGUAUUUUUCAUGGGUGUAAGCUUCCUAAUAGAGGCCCAGUUAUUUCUCAUCUCUGCUAUGCGAAUGACGUCCUCUUCAUAGGGGAAUGGUCGGAAAAAAAUAUCUUAGCUUUAAACUGUUUAUUAAGAUGGCUGAGCUUAGUUACCGGUCUUAAAGUUAAUCGGAGCAAAAGUAAAUUAUAUGGAGUGGGUGUUUCGCCUUCUGAGGUCUCUGCUUUAGCGGGGGUGGCAAAUUGCGAGGCGGGUUCCUUUCCUCUUCUGCACUUAGGCAUACCCAUUGGAGUUAAUAUGAAAAGAGCUAAAUUUUGGAAGCCGGUGCUUGACAAAUUUUCGGCUAAGCUUUCCAAAUGGAAAGCGAGACAUCUUUCUUUCGCGGGCCGUAUGACUCUUGCAAAAUCUGUUCUCGAUAGCCUCCCCUCCUAUUUCCUUUCUUUAUUCGCUGCCCCUAAGUGUAUUAUUCAAAAGAUGGAAGAGAUUAGAAGAGAGUUUGUGUGGGGUAAAUUUGUGUCGAGCCACAAGUUGAGAUGGAUCCGGUGGGAUUUUAUGAUGCAAUCGAAGAAACUGGGAGGAAUGGGGUUAGGGAGGAUUCAUUAG
Messenger RNA from Helianthus annuus (common sunflower), 636 nucleotides. RefSeq lists its product as uncharacterized. The record is from RefSeq and is a predicted model, not a curated record. Lineage: Eukaryota; Viridiplantae; Streptophyta; Magnoliopsida; Asterales; Asteraceae. The transcript has a single exon. The coding region runs from base 1 to 636 and encodes 211 amino acids.